GAGUCCAAACUGCCCAUUUGUCCCGGCGCAACCCCCCCAUCUCCGCAGCCCUUCCGCACCACACCACGCUUCCCCUGUGCGCCUGUGCCACUCGUCUCUUCUCCUCCUGCAGGCUGCAAGCCAGCACAUGACGACGGGGCCUUGGGGCCGUGGCGGUCGCGCCACGACCACCACAACCAGCCUCGCGCUCCUCCUGCUGCUGCUCGCGUGCGUCGCCGGCUGCUCCAUCUCGUCCGUGCGCGCCCAGGCCACGGUGUUCACCGGCACCGUCGCCGGCAGGGAGAUCACCAACUUCUCCUUCCCCAAGUUCGACCAGAACCGAGUCCAGCUCGCCACCAACCUGACGUUCACCGGCAACGCCAGCGUCAGCCAGGGCGCGCUCCAGGUUACCCCGGACAGCGCCAACAACUUCGAGAGGUACCUCGUCAACCAGACGGGCCGCAUCUUCUACUCCACGCCGUUCCUGCUCUGGGCCUCCAACGCGUCCAACGCCACCGCCGACGGGCGGCACGUCGCGUCCUUCUCCACCGUGUUCCAGAUCAACCUCUACCGCGCGAACAAGACCGUCAAGGGCGAAGGGCUCGCGUUCGUCGUCGCGUCCGGGGUAGAUGACCCGCCGCCCGGCAGCGACGGCGGGUACCUCGGCCUCACCAACGCGUCCACGGACGGCCUCGGCGCCAAUGGGUUCGCCGCCGUGGAGCUGGACACGGUGAAGCAGUCCUACGACCCCGACGACAACCACGUCGGGCUCGACGUCAACGGCGUCCACUCGACGGCCGCCAUCCCGCUCGCCCCCUACGGCGUCCAGCUCGCUCCCAGUGAUAAUAGCUCCUCCGGCGACUACAUGGUCUGGAUCGACUACAACGGCACGACGCGGCAUGUGUGGGUGUACAUUUCCCCGAACGACACCAAGCCGGCCACCGCCGUGCUCAACGCGUCGCUGGACCUCUCCACGAUCCUCCUCGACAAGACGGGCUACUUCGGCUUCUCGGCGUCCACCGGCGUGGACUACCAGCUCAACUGCGUCAAACUGUGGAACAUGACGGUGGAAGUGCUCCACGACGACAGUCUCCCCAAGACCAAGACGAAGCUGUCAGGCUGGAAGCUCGGGCUGGUCGUCGGCGUGCCGUGCGCCGCCGCGCUGGCGCUCGGGCUGCUCGCGGGCCUCUACUUGAUGAUGAAGAAGCGCAAGAAGCAGGUCGGGGACGACCCGAGCUCGGUAGUGUUCCACAACGCCAUUGACCUGAGGAGCAUCCCGGGCGUGCCCAAGGAGUUCGACUACAAGGAGCUGAGGAAAGGGACAAACAGCUUCGAUGACAAGAUGAAGCUGGGGCAGGGCGGGUAUGGCGUGGUGUACCGCGCCACCGUGCCCGGGGACAACGGACAGAGCAUGGAGGUGGCCGUGAAGCAGUUCUCCGGCGCCAACACCAAGGGGCAGGAGGACUUCCUCGCCGAGCUCAGCAUCAUCAACCGCCUCCGCCACCGGAAUCUCGUCAAGCUCGUCGGGUGGUGCCAUCAGGACGGCGUGCUGCUGCUGGUCUACGACUACAUGCCACAGGGCAGCCUCGACAGGCACCUCUUCGGCGGCAAGGACGCGCCGACGCUGGACUGGACGCAGCGCUACAACGUCGUCGCCGGCGUGGCGUCGGCGCUCAACUACCUCCACCACGAGUUCGACCAGACGGUGAUCCACCGCGACAUCAAGCCGUCCAACAUCAUGCUGGACUCGUCGUUCCAGGCCCGGCUCGGCGACUUCGGCCUGGCGCGCGCGCUCGAGUCCGACAAGACCUCCUACACGGACAAGAUCGGCGUUCCGGGCACCUUGGGGUACAUCGCGCCCGAGUGCUUCCACACGGGACGGGCCACGCGCGAGUCCGACGUCUUCGGCUUCGGCGCCGUCGUCCUGGAGAUCGUCUGCGGCCGCCGCAUCUCCUGCAGCAACCCGGCCGGGUGCAGCCAGCUGCUGGAGUGGGUGUGGAAGCUCCACGGCGCCGGCCGCGUCCUGGAGGCCGUGGACCCGCGGCUCGCCGCCGCCGGCGGCGGGUACGACGACGAGGAGGCCGAGCGGCUGCUGCUGCUGGGCCUGGCGUGCAGCCACCCGAACCCGCGGCAGCGGCCCAAGGCGCAGGCCAUCUUGCAGAACCUGCAGACGCGGUCCGUGCCGCCGCUCCCCGUGCCCAUGUCCAAGCCGGUGUUCAUGUGGCCUGUGCCGCUCGCCGACGGGGAGGAGGACGAGACGCAGACGUCCAUGUCGCACAGCGAGGUCACCAGCUCGGACGUGACCUCGUCGUCGAACUACCCCUACACGACGUGGUCGUCGGGGUAUACCACCCAGACGUUCCAGGUGAGCAGGGAGGUGCAGGACGCGGCGGGGAGGGACGUGACGACCGUUUGAGCGAGACGGGAUCCGUCGGCAUUGCAGCCGCCCGCAGGACGGGUCAACGACGGUGGCGCACGAGGGCAAGUGGACACAGGCGGAUUUCGCGGUUCCAUCAAGAGUCAAAGGCCGGCCCAUGGAGCUUGUGGCAACGUGGGUAAUGAAUCGGACAAAAUAAAGACGUCAACAAGGCCUUGUUUGGAUGUAGUCGGAUUCGCGAAUUCGCAUCAAUCCACAUGUGUUGGGGUGGAUUGGAGUGGAACUUGAACUAAAUUCCACCCCAAUCCACUCCAACACAUGUGGAUUGAGGUUAAUCCGACAACAUCCAAACAAGGCCCAAAUUGCACGCGAAAACGCGGACAAGGUCUCCGUCGUCGGAGAGGUUUAUUUUCCAUUGCAGCUUUGAGUGAGUAGCGUAGUGGGUCCUUUUUUCUGCAGCUGUUGCUUGGUUUGCUUCUUGGAAACCAACUGAAUGUAAAUACGUCUGUGUUUGUCACUUCGUCGGGGAAUUUUACCUUUGGGUGACCUCUUAUGUGCAGUAAUAUGUGCAGUAAUAUUUCAGAGUUUCAUUCAUGGUCGUGUUAAUUUCA
Messenger RNA from Sorghum bicolor (sorghum), 2967 nucleotides. Its product is annotated as probable L-type lectin-domain containing receptor kinase S.5. The coding region runs from base 128 to 2395 and encodes 755 amino acids. Gene Ontology annotation, molecular function: protein kinase activity; ATP binding; carbohydrate binding. The record is from RefSeq and is a predicted model, not a curated record. Gene Ontology annotation, biological process: protein phosphorylation. The transcript is spliced from 2 exons. Lineage: Eukaryota; Viridiplantae; Streptophyta; Magnoliopsida; Poales; Poaceae. Gene Ontology annotation, cellular component: plasma membrane.